Colletotrichum graminicola M1.001 is the source of this 351-nucleotide messenger RNA. RefSeq lists its product as uncharacterized. The record is from RefSeq and is a predicted model, not a curated record. The coding region runs from base 1 to 351 and encodes 116 amino acids. NCBI's taxonomy places the organism in Eukaryota, Fungi, Ascomycota, Sordariomycetes, Glomerellales, Glomerellaceae. The transcript is spliced from 4 exons.
AUGCAGCUCACUACCCUCUUCACUUUUGCGUCUUUGACCGCCGUUGCCGUUGCCAAACUGCACAGCGCUGCUGUCUGCGUCAAGAACAGACAAUAUGGCAGCACGGGCAACGGAACGCCCGCCGGUAUCACCUACGGGUCCUACACUUCAUACGAGAUCGCCACCGACGCAACCCAAUGUGCCUGCACCCACUACAAGAACCGUCACACCGGCAGCCACCAGUGGGACUCUUGCCCCGACUGCCACUUUGAUGGUAUCCAAUGUCUCUCGGACGGCUGGCACAUUGGUGGCGACGAGAUGACCUACUACUGCGAGAACCUGUGCGGCUCCGAGGGUGCUGAAGCCAACUAA